CACAGAGCACUUCAUUUUAUUUGCAUAGGAAGCUCUAGAUAAAGAGUACUCGCGGUCUUGGAUUUUCUGUUGGGUGGUUUGUUUGCUCACUCGGUUCUACGCCAUGCCUGAGCCCGCGAAGUCGGCUCCCGCCCCGAAGAAGGGCUCCAAGAAGGCCGUCACCAAGGCGCAGAAGAAGGAUGGCAAGAAGCGCAAACGCAGCCGCAAGGAGAGCUACUCGGUGUAUGUGUACAAGGUGCUGAAGCAAGUGCACCCCGACACCGGCAUCUCGUCCAAGGCCAUGGGCAUCAUGAAUUCGUUCGUGAACGACAUCUUCGAGCGCAUCGCGGGCGAGGCGUCGCGCCUGGCGCAUUACAACAAGCGCUCGACCAUCACGUCCCGGGAGAUCCAGACGGCUGUGCGCCUGCUGCUGCCCGGGGAGCUGGCCAAGCAUGCCGUGUCCGAGGGCACCAAGGCCGUCACCAAGUACACCAGCUCCAAGUGAAAGUGAGUUCGUUUAACUCGCUUUAACCCAAAGGCUCUUUUCAGAGCCACGCA
Mastomys coucha (southern multimammate mouse) is the source of this 537-nucleotide messenger RNA. RefSeq names its product histone H2B type 1. The coding region runs from base 104 to 484 and encodes 126 amino acids. The record is from RefSeq and is a predicted model, not a curated record. Gene Ontology annotation, cellular component: nucleosome. Gene Ontology annotation, molecular function: protein heterodimerization activity; structural constituent of chromatin; DNA binding. The transcript has 2 exons. NCBI's taxonomy places the organism in Eukaryota, Metazoa, Chordata, Mammalia, Rodentia, Muridae.